Messenger RNA from Cryptomeria japonica (Japanese cedar), 2473 nucleotides. RefSeq names its product bZIP transcription factor 16. The transcript is spliced from 14 exons. The record is from RefSeq and is a predicted model, not a curated record. Gene Ontology annotation, cellular component: nucleus. Lineage: Eukaryota; Viridiplantae; Streptophyta; Pinopsida; Cupressales; Cupressaceae. Gene Ontology annotation, biological process: regulation of DNA-templated transcription. Gene Ontology annotation, molecular function: sequence-specific DNA binding; DNA-binding transcription factor activity. Bases 499 to 1920 code for a protein of 473 amino acids.
CCUCCAAAACUUACUGUACACGAGCCGUAUGACACACGGACACGUAGGUAGCUGAGGUGGCGAUUUGGUGGCUUCGUCUCCAUCCUCUUGCCCCAACCAGGCGCAGAUGGAUUCUUGGUGAUGAAGUGGGCGAGUCAGAUGGAUUUGCUUCUCUGUUUUUCUCACGAUCUGUUUUAGGUUUAACUAGACCAAUCUUUGCAACGAUUUUUUUGGGUAGUUAGUAUUAUGUUUUUUUCUUUUUCCUUGGAGGGGUAAAAACUGGGAUCUUACGAUCGCUUUUCCAAGUAAACUUUUCUUUUUCUUCCAAGUGGGUUUUGUUUAGGCCUUCAAAUCACUUUAUCCAAUUGAUUUAUGCCAUCAUUGCCAGCAAGGAUCCAGUGCCUCUGAGAGACUCGAUUUUGGAACCAGACAGUAGGCAAUUGAGAAGACAAGUAUAAGGGUUUGUAUUCCUAUAUAUAUUUUCCCCAACUUUGGAGUCAGUUUCUACUUGAAUUGGCUAUGGGAGGGGAAGGGGGAACCCAAACAAAGUCUGCAAAACCAUCUCCUACAUCACAGGUAGGAGGGGAAGGAGGAACACAGGCAAAGACUGUGAAGCCAUCUUCAACGCCACAGGAACAACCGGCUGCUACACCUGCAUAUCCUGAUUGGAUCACCUCUUUUCAGGCAUAUUAUGGUGCAGGUGUCACCCCCCCACCACCUCCUUAUUUUGCAUCUGGCCCAACACCGCAUCCAUACAUGUGGGGAGGUCAGCAUUUAAUGCCACCUUAUGGAACAACUCCUCCCUAUGCUGCUGUGUAUCCAUCUGGAGGAAUUUAUGGCCAUCCAUCGGUACCUCAUGGUGCGCAUACAUUCACUCAAUAUGGGGUCCCAUCAAAUGGCAAUCCUACAGAUGUUGUAAUGACUUCAGUUACACAAAACACAGAUCCAGAGGCAAAGUCCUUGGGGGCUAAAGGACGGAAUUCAAUGAAGAGGGUAAAAGGAAGUUUGGGAAAGCUUGAAAUUGUUACAAGUAAAGGAGAGGGUGGAAAAGCAGCACCUGCUACUGCAAAUGGCGCCUUCUCACAAAGAACUGCCAGUUUCAGCGGGGACAGUGGUAGUGACGGUUCAAGUGAAGGGAGUGAGGAAGGCAAUUCACUAAAUGGGUUGGAUACUGGGAGGAAAAGAAACCUUGAACCACUAAUCAUGAAUGGCACAGGUGCACAUGAUAUGAAUAUUCCAGCUGGAGAAGCUAAGUUGACUGCAAGCAGGGGUGCAAUAGUAUCAAUUACACCUGCAGCAGAAAAGCUAGCAGUCAGCUUACCUAUGCCAAAUCUAAAUAUUGGUAUGGACUUCUGGAAUGCUUCUGCUGCAGGAUCUGUUGCUCCUGUAAAAGGAAGACGAGGAACAGCUGCUAUUACAUCAACAAUAGUUCCCACAAACACUCAGCUAAUUCCAGGCCGUGAUGGAUUACCCUCUGAACUAUGGGUCCAGGAUGAACGGGAGUUGAAGAGGCAAAGACGGAAGCAAUCCAAUCGAGAGUCUGCCAGGCGUUCUCGGUUACGGAAACAGGCCGAAUGUGAAGAAUUGACAGCAAAAGUUGAUAUAUUAUCUGCGGAAAACAUGGCAUUGAGAAACGAAUUGGCCCAUGUGGAAGAGGAAAGGAAAAAGCUUGCUUCAAGCAAUGGAUUGUUACGGGAGCAGCUGAGGAAUCAGCUAGGAGAAAGUGCACUAGCAGAAAUAGAUAAAUUGUCUUCUACAAAGACGGAAUCACACUUCAUUCAAACAGAAAGUAAAGAGCACUUUCAAGUUGCAUCAAAAUUGUCCAACUCAAAUUCUAGCCAAAGAAAUGAGCAGAGGGAAGUUGAGGUCCAUGAAACUACCAGUAAAACGCAUUUGGCAUUGGAAGCAAAUGCUCAUUCUGACACAGUGGCUGUUGGUUGAAAGAAUAUAUCUUUUCGCCUAUUCUAGCCAACUGGUACAAGGAGUUUGCCAACGCAAGUCGACAAGCAAGGUUUAUGAAGUAAAUCUGCUGAAGCAGCUAACUAGGAAUGAGACAAGCAAUGGGUUCUCAAUAAAGUAAUAAUAUCCACUAGUGUCAGUAGAUCAGAACAGAUUUUGCAUGUAAUUCAUACCUGUGCAUGAUAAGCUAGCCGAGCUCCUUAGGCAAGCUCUUUCUUCUUUGAUCCUGCCAAAUCACUCUGUUGCAACUGUUCACUUGAACAUGGAAUGUUUGUGAGAAUGAAGUAUUGGGUUGUAUUGUACGGUGGAUUUUGCAGGACAAAUCUUUGAAGCCAUUUGUAUUUGAGAUUUCUGAGCAUAUUCUAUUUAGCCCGUAACCAUUGGAAGGGAUACUUGGGAAUCAUAUGCUGAAAUAUGUUAAGGAUUAUCUGAAUUGACUACUUGUAUUUGUUUACUCGAUUGUUCAGAAAACACCAUUGUGUUCUUCAUUCAGCAUUCGUGAACUUGUUUAAAUAAAUGAAGGGAUGGUUGCCAA